Messenger RNA from Xiphophorus hellerii (green swordtail), 6198 nucleotides. RefSeq names its product trophoblast glycoprotein 1b (gene tpbg1b). NCBI's taxonomy places the organism in Eukaryota, Metazoa, Chordata, Actinopteri, Cyprinodontiformes, Poeciliidae. Gene Ontology annotation, molecular function: protein binding. The transcript has 2 exons. Gene Ontology annotation, biological process: negative regulation of canonical Wnt signaling pathway. The coding region runs from base 347 to 1447 and encodes 366 amino acids. The record is from RefSeq and is a predicted model, not a curated record. Gene Ontology annotation, cellular component: plasma membrane.
GAUCAUCAUCGCACCAGUCGAUGGUCCUUCUAACUGCAUUGUUGGGGGAAGAAGCGACGCCCCGCUCUGAGGAUCAAACAUCCCCCCCCCCCCCCCCCCUCCCCUGUGAUCGGCACGAACCCCAGUUCUGUUUUCAUGGAAAUCAGACCCAGCCUCCGGACCGCACUUUCUGCAGACAUGCGAAGUUGAAGGCGCAUUCCCAGCCGGGACAACUGAACUCGCGAUGUUGGCGUCUGGGAGAAGCUGAUUCUUUCAUUCUGCUCCCCCUCUCCCUUUUCCCCCAGUACUCUAUUUUCUUCCUGAUUUCGUCUUGUUCGCUCCCGUUACUUUUGGACUUCACUCCAACAUGCUGCACCUGACGAGCCGCUUUGUUUUCUGCGCACUCCUCGCCUCCGUUUACGCGUCGUGCCCUCCGCGCUGCGAGUGCUCGGAAGCGGCACAUACCGUCAAGUGCGUCUCCAAAGACCUGAGAAGUAUCCCGAAGAUCCCGGGAUACACCAGGAAUUUGUUUAUAACUGGGAAUCAGAUCAGCCGAAUCGGUCCGGAGUCUUUCAGAGGUCUGGAUAAUGUGACCACCCUCUCCCUGAGCAACAACAGAAUUUCAGAGAUGGAAUUCCACACCUUCUCCGGACUUCUCCGCCUUCGCUCUCUGGAUCUGAGCAACAACCAGCUGACCGUCAUUCACCCCGAAGCCUUCAGCAACGUCAGCCAGUCCCUGCGAGAGCUCAAUCUCAGCCGAGCCCUCUACAACUACUCGUCGGUGAUGGACCUGGCCGCCUCCCUCCAGAUGAUCUCCAUGGCGAACCUACAGGUCCUGGACUUGUCCGACAACAGCCUCAUCUACCUGCCCUCGCGCACCUUCUCCCGCAUGUACGGCCUGCGCCGCCUCCAGCUCUCCAACAACUCUCUGGUGGCCAUCCGCAGCCUCGCCCUUUCAGGUCUGGAGAGCCUGGAGGAGCUUGACCUCACGCUCAAUGCCCUCAAGACCUUCAACGACGAAGGCUUGCAAGAGUUGGACUCCCUUCCCCGAGCCUCUCUGCUUCUGGGGAAGAACCCGUUCACAUGCACCUGCGGCAUUGAACCCUUUGCGCAAUGGCUCAACAGAUCCCAGAAUCGCGUCAGGGAUGCAGAGGGCCUCCUGUGCGCCUUCCCUCCCAGCAUGAGGAACACAUCCAUCCUCGCAGUGGGCAUGCUGACUCUGGAAUGCCAGCAGAGGGACGAGGGGGCAGACCUCGCUUUGCAGACCUCUUAUGUCUUCUUGGGAAUCGUUCUGGGCUUCAUAGGCCUCAUUUUCCUCUUAGUACUUUACCUCAACCGCAAGGGAAUCAAGAAGCGUGUGUAUGACAUGCGGGACGCCUGCAGGGAGGUCUGGGAGGGCUACCACUACCGCUUCGAGAUAGACUCCGACCCCAGGUUAUCACAAGUCUCCACAAGCGCUGACGCAUGAGAGGACGAUCACUGCACUGCAUCCGCAAGAAACUCUUUCUCCUAAUUUGUUUAUCAGUUGCAGAAUGUAAAAAAAAAUGUACAGACGUGCCUGUAAAUAUAUCUUCAAACAACAACACUUUGAUUGAAGCAUGCGCUCAUCAGUCAAAUGGAGAUGUUUGACACUUUCAAGAAGCAAAAAGUAAGUGCCUGAAGUGAGCUCAGUAUUGUUUUUUUCUCUUUUAUAUUUGUGAAUCAAACAGAUCUCAUGGAAAAAAGAAGGGAAGGGGGAGGCGGGGAUAACAGAACUGCAAUAAAAUUCUGACACUAUGAAAACAAACCUUUGGGAAUUUAAAGCACAAUCACUCAUUCAUCUUUGAUCCCUUUCAAGCCCUUUGGUCCCUCCGGCCUCCUGCCCCAGGGUGCCAGAGAGGAAUUAGGGCACCAAAAGCUGCCGCCCCCCCCCAAGCUCCUCUUAAAAUCACCACUCUGCUCCUCUUUGGCUGUUGGAUUAGAAGUGGAGAAGACAAUUCAGCACAGGCCAGCGGAAAUCUCCCUGCCCCUUCCCUCCAUCCUUCCCCCUUUCUCUUUUUCGUGAAACUUUGCUUUGUUUCAACUCCUUGAGUUUUAUUGUCAAAAUGAUGAGAACCAGCCCCGAGCUGAAGCCGCUGAAAGUAACCCCCCCCCACUCCUCUUUCUUCCCCUCCUCCUUAAAGACAACAGCCCUCGCUCUGGAGGAGCUUUGAAGGGAAAAAAAAGAAGAAGAAGAAAAAAAGGUCUGGCUUUCCACGUUUUUCUGUUUAAAGGGCUUUUCCUUCCUGCAAUGAUAAGAUACAGAUGAUUCUGAAACACCAGCCACAUUGUUUCAUUCACAAGGUCUUUUCAAGCGGCUUGGUGAAGACAGAACAAUAUGUGCUUUAAAGGGUUAGUUUAGAUUUUGUAAAAAGCGAGGUUCUAUGAAGCUGUUGUCAGUGACAGCGUUCUUACCUAUCAUAGCAAAGAUUUCAUAUUGCAGCCAGUUUGGAGAGAAGAAACAAAAUCCUCAGAGCGGCAGAAUGCUAACAGCUGGUCAAAUGGAUCAACAAAGUCAGGGCUUCACAUGCUUCAAUGUGGGAUCAUAGACUAUUGCGUUUUGGUUUUGUCUUUUUAAAGCUGUGUUGCAAGUAGAGAGCAUCUUAACAACAGUAAGCAGCAUUUUCUGUCUGGACAAUCAAGAAAAAAUGAUCAUAAUAUGGUAAAGCUAACAGGUAAUUUUUAAAAAUCCUAUAUUGUAUUACUUGAAUGCUAUUUAUUCAAAUAAUAAAUAAUAUCACUUGUGUGCGAUAUCACAUUCAAGUUGGAGCUCUGGCUGGGUCACUGCAAAACCUGUUUAUCACUCCUCUUCAGAAAAAAAUAUGUAGAUAAAAUGAAAAUAUUACUUUAAACCUGCAGGAUGCACAUUUAAAACAAUAUAUGUUUUUUAUACCUUUGUUAAAACUGCAACCAUGUUGUGUUCGUGUAGAGAUAAUCUGAGAAAAGGUCGAUGUGACCCCUUUUGCUGCAUGAAGAAACUUACCGCUCUGAGUCAAAAACAACCAAUCAGAGCUGGGAGGCGGGUCUUAGCGCUGUCAAUAAUCCUCAUGUACUUGCUGCUCAAUGGGCUAAUGCCUUAGCAUUCUCUACAGGUUCUGCUAUCAGGAAGAAGCUGUAUCAUAGUAGAGAGAAAGGAAGGGAGCGCCACACUAAGGGUGAUUGACAGCGCUAAGACCCACCUCCUGACUCUGAUUGAUUGUUUCUAGUUAGCACUUGGAGAAGGCAGAGAAGCUAAAUUUUUCACAGUCUCAUAGCAUACUGUCACAACAUGGUUUUAACAAAUAUGUCAAAAAAAACAUUUUUUUAAUGAAAGUUACGUACUGCACCUUUAAGCAUGUACUAUAUCCACCUUCACUGAUUUCACAACAAUCAUAACACAUGCAAAAACACAAACUGGGACUGCAACAUAUCAAUGUCAGUCCAUCAAACUUGCUUUUUGUCUUAUUGCAUGCACAAAUCAUAAUGAGAUUUAUUGGACAAGAUUUUGUGCACAAACCAUAAAUUUUGUGCUCACAGCAAACAGUAAGUAUGAAAAUUCAACGUGCAAUUGAGCAAAGUUGUCAGCCAUCGUGAAAUACUUUGUUUACAAUAUCCUACCACAUAUUGCAUCCAAGUAGUCUUUUUUAUUGCAAUAAUGAUUACUUGUAUUUACUUCACUGGUUGCAUCAACAUUGACAACAUUGCUAAAUCUUUAACAUGGGUUGGUGUUCUACAGAUUCCUGGCUAGCUGUUAGCCCAUCUUAGUCUCCUGUGACUUUUAUUCCCUUUUUUUGUCUAUUUUCUACUUGCUGCAAUGUGACAUUUUUCUGCUACACAUACAGUAACUACAGAAACUUCCAGUAAAAAACACAUUUUAAAAACCUAAACCUGAGGAAUUUUCCCUGCUACCAUUGCCUUUUACUACUGGAGUAAUGUUAACUGUGUGUAUCCUAUUUGUACUUGGAGAUCAGAUUUUUCCAGUUUCCAGUGGGAAAUCUAUGGAGAACCAAGUCGGAAUUCCAGUGGGAAAAGUCCAAGUUUAGUACUAAGGAUGGUUCCUGAGUAAGAAAAAAAAUGUCAUAAAUGUGGCAGAUAUGAACUUUUUGUGAAAACUUCUGGUGUUAGGAACUUCCUUAAACCAGUGAGGCUCAUAGCAUUGUACAUUAUUUAUUUGUAAACAUGCUAUUUUAAGAGCUUGAAUGGACAUUACUGUGUUAUCUUGUGUUUCUUAAAGUGCCAUGUCAUAGUGUCCUGUAUUUCCUUGUAUGUUAGCACAUUAAAAAACAGUGUUAGGCAGAUUUAAGCGUCAGAACAUGAAGUGGAUUUUGUGAAAAUUCAAAGGAUGUCAUAUGUUUGUAGUAUGGCUGCACCCCCAGCCCUGAAUAGUGGAUGAGAAUUGGGAUGAAGGGUGUGGAUUUUACAGUGGCCAAUUGUGAUCAGAUAAUUGGUCAUUUUCACUUUCAGUCAUCCCAAAAAGAAGGAAUCUUUAUCAGCACAAAGUUUGUAUAAUGUAGCAUACAGAUUAAAGAAUGUAUUUAUUUGGUCCUUUCAGACAUGUGUUAGCAUUUGUGUUAAUGCUAAAUCGGUGUGUAUUAUUAUAGGAUUCAUGGUGCAGAUUGUAAGUUGUCCAAAAAUCCGUGGCAGCCAGAGUGGCCGUCAAUUAAACUGCAUUUCCAUUACAAAUGUGCGCAAAAAUUGUCGAUAUUCCGCAAAUGUCGAAAAAACACAAUUUAGCUAUGUUUUGUGUUUCCUUUAAAUAAGAAACACAAUUAAAAUCACAGGUGGAUAUGUUUGUUCUCCCAAUAAAAAAUCAGCAUGCUCCUCCAACUACUUCCUGUCGUCUGCUGCGCCCGGGGCAACCUCUGCUUGUUGAUCAUGUGACUCGAGUGAUGUGGAAAAAACGGAUUUCUGUUGCAGUUUUGCGAAAUAAAUCAAUUUUGCUCAUCCUAGCAAAGUUUUGCCGUGUUUCCAUUGAGCAAAUUUAUUUUUGAAAUGUCAAACUGCGCAGUUAUAUAAUCAGUGGAAAUGCUGAUUGUGUAAAUUACAUAGCUGCUGCGGAAGUUUGUUUACCUGAGGCAGCGUACCUUCCUUUGGAAAUACGAAGAAAGUGUGCAAUAUUAAGAUGGGAGAAUAACAAUUAGCACCACAGCCAUUAGCAGUUCCUACUGAUUUGGACUUCCAAUUGGAACAGCUGCGCUUUGACUUCCGAAACAAAUCAGAUGCGGCCUAAGCAACCUGUGUGAUUAUGGAGUCGUUUUUACCCAGCUACUUUAGCCACACUGAAACCUUAAAGUCCCAAAUGGGAUGCACAUGUUCAAACUGAAGCAGAGAAUGAAUUCCAGACGGUGUCAUGUGUAUCAUCCUUGUUUUUCCAAAUGACAAAAGCAAUUCUCUGUGGCCUUUUGAUGCUCCCAACUCAGACUAGAAGAAGAAAUGGAGAGCUGCCAUUCAUCAAUGUGUUUAUUGUCCAAAUUGUUAGCUAUCAAGGUAUUUAGAAUAGGCAGAGAGAGAGAAGGCCUGGAAUCAAGCCUCCCUUUGUUCGAAGCCAGAACAGCAUCUUCAUCCUAUCAGUAUGUCCAAACCUCUCCGGCGGCCAUCCCAAACUGUUUACGCCACGGAGCCUUUUUAGUGGAUGUGGAAUAACAAAAAAAGAAACACGAGGAGCUCUUGAUGACUGUGCACACUCAUUUAGACCAAAUGUAAUCUUGUGUGUUUAGAAAAGCAACACAAAUGAAUGUAAUCUUAAUGCUCGGGACCGAGGUCCGGGUAUCAUUUCCCCUGAGCCGCAGCGCCACAUUAAGCCGGACAUUUAGUCACCGAAAGGAGAAAACAAUUGAGCUCCGAGGGCCGACACAAAGGGCCAGCUCGGAUGGCGAGACGGUUCAAAGAAGCUUUGUUUUCCAGCGCAAAAAAAAAAAAAAGAGAAGAAAAGAAUGCCUUGUGAUACUUAUUGUCUCCGAAUCCACAGUGCAACAGGAUUCAUUCAUGAUGACAAAGUUAAGCGCUCUGAUCCGGCUAUUGUUAAACUCGCAUCAUUCUUAAUAAUUGCAUUUGGAAGGAAAAUACCAAGAGGAGCUUUCAUUGGCCCGUUCCACAAGUCACACCCACGACAUUAAGCCGACUGCGGGUCAUUGGUGUCAAUUUGCAGAGCAGAAAGACGAAAAAUGUUCCCUGCAUGUCAUUACUUCCCUUUUUUACUCAUUAAAGUGUGUAUUAAAACCA